Lepisosteus oculatus (spotted gar) is the source of this 2958-nucleotide messenger RNA. RefSeq names its product lisH domain-containing protein ARMC9. The record is from RefSeq and is a predicted model, not a curated record. Gene Ontology annotation, biological process: cilium assembly. Gene Ontology annotation, molecular function: protein binding. NCBI's taxonomy places the organism in Eukaryota, Metazoa, Chordata, Actinopteri, Semionotiformes, Lepisosteidae. Gene Ontology annotation, cellular component: ciliary basal body; ciliary tip; centriole.
UGCGUGCCGUGGCUGCUGUUGGUUGCCAGGUGUUCUCUGGAAGCGUCUCGUGCAUCGAUUGUUGCUAUCCUUUAUAAGCAAGAUAUGUAUCCGUUUGCGUCAAGCCUGAAAUGAAUGUUAACGCGUUGAAUUCACUGACUGAAUUGUCCUUUCAUUGAUAUCGGGAGACUAUAAGAAGCGAAAACGGUUACAAUGUAAAAAAAGCAAGAGAGAAGUGUGCAGCAGAUUUGUCGGAUUCAGUUUGCAAAUGAACACAGAUUAUAUUGGAAAAUGGGAGAUAUUUUGGUUUACGAAGGCGAGCUUCUUGGAAUGGUGAAGGAGUAUUUAAGGUUUGCCGAAUUUGAUGAAACUGUGAAACUUUUUGAGAAAGAAUGCAAGACGAAAGGAAAGCCUCUUCCAAAAACCACGGGGAAUGUCUUGAGAGACUCCAAAACAUUAAUUAUUCAGAAGGAGAUGAUCAGCUCGUUUGAGGAUGGAGAUCUGAAAGUGUUCUUUGAGCUGUGGAAUGAACACAUCCCUGCGCAGAUUCGAGACGUUGACCUUCUCGCCCAGAAACUUGAGUUUUAUCUGCACAUCCACUUCGCGAUCUUCCCACUGAAACACGUCCUAGGAACACCUGACAGAACGGAUUUUGAGGAGAGGAUAACACACUUCAGGCAUUACCUGGAGACAAGAGGAGCAGCGCUGAGCCAGACCACCGAGUUCCUGCCCUUCUACGCCUUGCCCUUUGUGCCUAAUCCCAAAGUGCAUCCGUCUUUCAAAACUCUCUUCCAGGAUGCUUGGACCCCGGACCUCAAGACGAGGCUAGAAAAAUUUCUGUCUGUGACACUAAAAGCCAGCAGUACUCCAAAAUUGCUUACUUUAUAUAAGGAUAGCGGGCAAGGCAAUAAAGACAUACUGCAACAGUUAGUUGAUGCAGAAAGGAGAGCUGCAACCUACAUGAAGAGGUACAACAAGAUGCAGGCUGACUACCACAACCUUAUCGGUGUCACAGCAGAACUGGUCGACUCACUGGAAGCUACAGUCAAUGGCAAAAUGAUCACACCAGAAUACCUCCAGAGCAUCUGUGUCCGUCUGUUCAGUAACCAGAUGCGGCAAAGUGUGGCACAAAGCAUUGAUUUCACCAGGCCCGGGACUGGAUAUUACUCUAUGAGCCCUAAUGACAAUGAUGACGGAUAUGCUUCAUCUAUGCUGAGAGCAUCCAUUCCCACUCCGAAGUCCAAAGACGUGCCGUUGCUGCCCUCUUUAGACUAUGAGAAGCUGAAGAAAGACCUGAUUUAUGGGACAGACCGCCUGAAGGCUCUGUUGUUGCAAGCGCUGCGCUGGAGACUGACUAAGUCUUUCCAUGGGGAGCAGAGGGAGACAGUGCUCCAGGCUUACAUCAGCAAUGAUGUUCUGGACUGUCACAGCACUAGCCAGAAGAAUGUGCUACAGCUGCUGAACUCUAAGAAUGAGGUUGUCAGGCAGUACUUGGCACGACUGAUCAAUGCUUUUGCCUCACUUUCAGAAGGUCGCAUGUACUUGUCCCAGAGCCCUGUCCUGCUAAGAGUUCUAGAGAGCACUCUGAGGGUGGAAGAGAAGGAUUCUCUUACCAGGGAGAAUGUGCUGGGAGCUCUGCAGAAGCUCAGCCUUAAACGUGCUCUGCAGUCGACUAUGAUCCAAGAUGGUUUAAUUCCCUGGCUUGUUGAUGAGCUCCAGGACACAGAUGCACUUUCUGACUACACUUUGGAAUAUUCCGUAGCUCUCUUAAUGAAUCUCUGCCUGAGAACACAAGGCAAAAGGAAGUGUGCUCAGAAUGCUAAACACGUGCUGAAGGUUUUGACUGAUCUCCUGGGACAUGAAAACCAUGAGAUCCGGCCCUAUGUGAAUGGAGCCCUGUACAGCAUUCUUUCUGUGUCAGCAGUGCGAGAGGAGGCCAGGGCCAUGAGCCUGGAGGAGAUACUUCACUGCUUCAGCAAGGAGGAAAAUGCUGAGAUGAACAGACAGAUUGAGUUCAUCAUCAAACAACUAAACUCGGAGGAAGUUUCAGAAGACGGGCCUCAAUCUGAUGAUGAAGACGAAGAGGACGAUGAGGAUGAAGACCAGGAUGCAAUGGAAGCAGAUCUGGACAAAGAAGAAGUGGUUCAGCCACAGCUCAGGGAGCUUUCAGGCGAAGCGCUGCUGACAACCGAGUACCUGGGGAUCAUGACAAACACGGUGAAGGCGAAGAGGAAGUCGGCCCAGGCCAUGAGUCAGGUCGUCGAUGAGCCACUUCAGCGACCUGUCACCCCCAGUUCUCACCGCACAACCUACACGCCGGAUUCCAGACUGGGCAGUGGAGGGCGUUGUGCUCUCAGCACGCACAGGAGCGAGGUCAGCCUCCCCCAGUCCCAGUGUAGCUCCCGACCUCCGACCCGCAGCGGGAGCAGGCCGAGCAGUGCGGAGUCUCUCAGCCCCAUCCUUGCUGCAGACGCGGACUGUGGCCGGUCCUCUCAGCGACUGGGGCUGAGUGGGCAUCUUGAAGCACUCUCUUUGCAGCCCCUGCCCAGCCGGGCUCCAGAAGAGAAUGGUCUUUCUGGCAGCGAGAACAUUCCUGGAUUUACAAGUCGACCCAGGAUCCCCCGGACUCCUGACUGUGGGUCCACCAGCCCUCGAAAGGCCCGGACCCCCACUCUGGCACCACAGUUCUCCCAGUCCGGCCCCCAGCAGACCAGCAGGCCCAGCUCUGCAGGUUCCCUGGGCAGAAGCCGGCAGAGCAGCCAGUCAUACAGGAAGUGAAAACAGACCUUUCACCACAUGAGUGGCCUACAACCAUAUCCCCUGAGGUUGAUCGGACUUCCUGUAACUUCAUCCACACUGCUUAUCAGGAUCAUGGCAAUGGAGCCAGGCCUGGGCCUCAGGUAUGGAACAAUACGCAGGAUUGUCACACUGCAGUCUCCUCUGAGCACUUCUGUAAUAUAAGCCGCUCGGCAAUAAUCA